Brenthis ino (lesser marbled fritillary) is the source of this 927-nucleotide messenger RNA. The record is from the annotation of a GenBank genome assembly. Lineage: Eukaryota; Metazoa; Arthropoda; Insecta; Lepidoptera; Nymphalidae.
AUGGAUUCAAAUGAUCAAGAUUCAAACGACACCUGUAGUGCUACUGAAGAAAUUAAAUUUAAGACUAAAAAGAAAAAGAAUCUUCGGCAAAGAAUUAAAGAAGAAGAUGAUGAAUCUGAAGACGAGGAGUUGAUUAUAGCUAGGUUACAAGAAGCUAAAGAGAUACAAAAACUUCGGGAACGACCAAAUGGUGUUAGUGUUGUUGCUUUAGCAACUGGCCAAAAAACUUCUUUAGUAGAAGAAGUGACUUGUAAAGAUCCCUAUAAUGUUAAAUCUGGUGGAAUGGUAAAUAUGCAGGCAUUAAAAAGUGGAAAGGUUAAACAAGUGGAAGAUGCAUAUGAUACAGGUAUUGGAACACAGUUCUCAGCUGAAACUAAUAAGCGUGAUGAAGAUGAAGAAAUGAUGAAAUAUAUAGAAGAGCAGUUGGCAAAGAGAAAAGAGGGAGCAGAUCAAAAUACAAAAGAAUCUGAUGAAAUUGAUGCACUAAAGUAUUUACCUCCAGAAGAAGCCGCAUUACUAUCAUUACCAGAACAUUUAAGAGUAUCUUCCGCUCACAAAUCUGAAGAAAUGCUUUCUAAUCAAAUGCUUAGUGGUAUUCCAGAAGUAGAUUUAGGUAUUGAUGCUAAAAUAAAAAAUAUAGAAGCCACAGAGGAAGCUAAAAUGAAACUUUUAUGGGAAAGACACAAUAAAAAGGAUGGACCAUCACAAUUUGUACCAACUAAUAUGGCAGUGAACUUUGUUCAACACAAUAGAUUUAAUUUAGACAGUGUUAAUGCAAAAAAGAGAAAAGUAGAAAAACCAGAAACAGAUAAGAUAAAAAGUAAUGUAAUAGAAGAAAGUGUUAAUAAAAUUGUUAAGAAAGCCAAAGGUGAAAGAGCCACAGAUGAUUAUCAUUAUGAAAAGUUUAGAAAGCAGUUUCGAAGAUAU